Panicum virgatum (switchgrass) is the source of this 1752-nucleotide messenger RNA. Its product is annotated as putative cis-zeatin O-glucosyltransferase. The record is from RefSeq and is a predicted model, not a curated record. Lineage: Eukaryota; Viridiplantae; Streptophyta; Magnoliopsida; Poales; Poaceae. Gene Ontology annotation, molecular function: UDP-glycosyltransferase activity. Bases 61 to 1563 code for a protein of 500 amino acids. The transcript has a single exon.
CUAUUGCCAAUUGGCGAAGAUAGUCGCGUGCGUGGAAUAUUUUUGAGCUGUGGUAAUCCCAUGGGAAUCUUCUUCCGCCAUGUCGAUGAAUCGCUCAUAUAUACCCUGCCAUUCUUUCUGCUCAUCUGCACGCCAGAGCAACACACAAGACCAAUGGUGGCGAAAGGGAGCGGAGUGGACUCGGUCGCCGUGGUGGCGGUGCCGUUCCCGGCGCAGGGCCACCUGAACCAGCUCCUCCACCUGUCGCUGCGGCUCGCGUCGCGGGGCCUCCCCGUGCACUACGCGGCGCCCGCGGCGCAGGUCCGCCAGGCCCGGGCGCGCGUGCAAGGCUGGGACGAGGCCGCCCUCGGCUCCGUCGCGUUCCACGAGCUCGGCAUCUCCGAGUACUACUGCCCGCCGCCCGACCCCGCCGCGCCCUCGCCGUUCCCCUCGCACGUCAUGCCGCUGUUCGAGGCCUACACCGCCGGCGCGCGCGCCCCGCUCGCGGCGCUCCUCGCCAGGCUCUCCGCCUCGCACCGCCGCGUCGUCGUCGUGCACGACCGGAUCAACGCGUACGCCGGCGAGGAGGCCGCGCGGCUGCCCAACGGCGAGGCGUUCGGGCUGCACUGCCUGGCCGCGUCGACGCUGGCCGGCAAGAUGGACGCCGGGCUCCGGCUCCUGCGCGAGCGCGGCCUGGUGUUCGUCGCCGCCGACGCGUGCGCGCCGGGGGAGUUCGUGGAGUACGUCGUCAAGCGCGCGAGGCCGUCGAAAGAGAUCUCGCCUGGCGCGGGCAUCCUCGUGAACACAUGCCGGCCGCUUGAGGCCGAGUUCAUGGACGUCGUUGCUGACCACCUGGCCGCCGAUGGCAAAAAGUGUUUCGCCGUCGGGCCGUUAAAUCCACUGCUCCACGCGGACGCGCCGAAGCAGAGCAAGCCGCGACACGAGAGCCUGGACUGGUUGGACAAACAGCCGCCGGCGUCGGUCCUCUACGUGUCCUUCGGCACGACAUCGACGCUGCGGACGGAGCAGGUCGCAGAGCUUGCAGCCGCUCUGCGCGACGGGAACCAGCGGUUCAUCUGGGUGCUGCGCGACGCCGACCGCGGCGACGAAUCCGCGGACCACGAUGAGAAGCAGAGCAGGCACGCGGAGCUGCUGCCCAUGUUCACAGAGCGGACCCAAGGGAGGGGCCUGGUGGUCACCGGGUGGGCGCCACAGCUCGAGAUCCUCGCGCACGACGCCACGGCGGCGUUCAUGAGCCACUGCGGCUGGAACUCGACGGUGGAGAGCUUGAGCCACGGGAAGCCUAUACUGGCGUGGCCGAUGCACGGCGACCAGCCAUGGGACGCAGAGCUGGUGUGCAACUACCUCAAGGCCGGCAUGCUCGUGCGCCCCUGGGAGAAGCACGCUGAGGUGACUCCGGCAGAUGCCAUCAGGCAAGUCGUCGAGGCUGCCAUGCUUUCUGACGAAGGAAUGGCAGUGCAGCAGCGAGCAAAGGUGCUCGGAGAGGCCGUCCGUGCUUCCCUGGCUGACGGUGGUUCAUCGCGCAAACACCUGGAUGAUUUCAUUGCUCAUAUCACAAAGUAAUCAAUUGGUAGUUUGAUUUGCAGGUUUUUAUUUGCUGGGCGGGCGAUUCAUGUAGUAAUUGGCCCAUCUGCUCAACUUCUUGUUGGAUAAAAACACAAGAGUAAAAUACAUAGGUGAUCCUCGAAUUUGCCUCAAUGUGUCAUUUAGAUCCCUAAACUCUCAAAAUAUAUUUUUAGAUUCCUAAACUUA